AUGAGAUUAGAUGGACUUCUCUGGUGCUUAAUUGGCGCUACCUCUGCAUUUACAUCAGCAGCACGAAUACUUCAGAAACGUGCCGUACCACUAUAUCUGGUAGAUCCUUCAGAUGCGAGUUCUACACAGGGUAUCAAAACGACAAUCGUCGUGCAUACGAAAUUUCGAACCACUACAUCUACGUCGACCGUCAUAAUAAAGGCCUCUACACCUUCCAAGACAUGCCUAAGUAUUUCUACAUCAACAAUUAUACCGGAUUCAAAGGUAAGCCCAGCUUCUACGUCAUCUAACAGUUCUAUUCCAUCGUCUUCCGUUUCUUCAACUCCGACAACAGGCCCGAGUUCGCGGACUGAUAGCGAUAACACUAUUGUUCCUGCUCCUACUGGCACAGGUAGCGUGAUGGAGGAGGAAUUUCACGUUAAGGGUAUCACGUAUUCGCCAUAUAACAAUAAAGGACUUUGUAAACCUAAAUGGCAUGUCAGUGCCGAUAUUGCCAAGCUCCGCACUUACGAAAUUAUACGACUAUACGACACAGAUUGCCAUUGCAUAGAAAAUGUAAUGUCAGCGCUUUCGCCGCACCAAAAGGUCUUUCUAGGCAUUUAUUACAUUGAAAAGAUAGCAGAAUCAAUUGCAAUUAUUAAAGAUGCCCUUGCGGGAGAUUUCUCCAAAGUGUAUGCAAUUUCUGUAGGAAAUGAAAUUGUGAACAAUGGCGAAGCCGCGACAGCUACAGUAGAGAAAACAUUAUCAUCAGCACGGUCACAGCUCAGUGCUAUAGGUUAUACUGGUCCUCUAGUCUCAGUAGAUACGCUCGUUGCAGUUCUUAACCACCCAGAACUUUGCAACUAUUCGGACUUCAUCGCAGUGAAUUCCCAUCCGUAUUGGGACGGUAAGGUUGCUCCUAAUAAUUGCGGACCCUGGCUUAAGAAGCAGGUACAAUAUUUAGCUGACCACUGCAAUGUCAAAAAAAAUAUACUCGUCACAGAGACCGGCUGGCCCAGUGCAGGCGUUCCAUUCGUGGAAAAUAUACCCAGCAAGGAUAAUCAAGACAUUUGCCUAAAAUCCAUAAUUGAAACAAUGCGGGAUCAAGUGCUUCUAUUUACGAUGUAUAAUGACUACUGGAAACCACCAGGUCCAUAUGGUGUGGAACAGUUUUGGGGAAUAUUUGGCGACGACUCGAAUUAUUAA
Molecule: messenger RNA, 1185 nt
Organism: Eremothecium sinecaudum
Lineage: Eukaryota; Fungi; Ascomycota; Saccharomycetes; Saccharomycetales; Saccharomycetaceae
Product: HFL054Wp
Exons: 1
Coding region: 1-1185 (394 amino acids)
Biological process (GO): cell wall organization; carbohydrate metabolic process
Cellular component (GO): extracellular region; cell surface; fungal-type cell wall
Molecular function (GO): 1,3-beta-glucanosyltransferase activity; glucan endo-1,3-beta-D-glucosidase activity
Source: RefSeq, a predicted model, not a curated record